AUGUUUGGGAUACUACGUCCUAGUGCUAUCCUCAAAUCUGUAGGACCUAUUCGAUCAUUAUUUCCAACGGUAAACGAUUGCCUAAAACUUUUCGAGGGCGGUUCUUCUCCUCAAGCAGCAGAUUUGUACAACGCUCUCAGAUACCUAACGCAAACUCAUGUUAAUUCCAGGGAUGCACUCAAUGAUAGCAGAAUUUCGGACUUCUUAAACCAUGUGGAUACGGCUAUACCGACUUUAAAUACAUCAUACCUCGGAAAUUAUGCUCUCCGAAUGAAAGCAUUGCUUCAAGUUGCACGUAUGACAAAAAAUGAAGAAACUAAACAGAAAGCACUCAAAAUCAUUGAAAAUAUUGCAGCAAGUAUCUUGGAGAAAGAUGCCCCUGCAACGGAUCUUGCAAAAGUAGCGUAUGUAGCAGCUCAAGCUGGUGUCGACAAUCCACAGCUUAAUGAAUCUGCAAAACGUAAAGUUACUCUACAAAUCGACAAUAUCCCACCCAAUGUGCUGAACAUGGCCUUAACUUUGGGACGCCAAGCAGAUAGUGAUCUACGUGUCUUUACUUCUCUCUUAGUAGAAAAACUUACAGAACUUACGGACAGAUUUACAGCCGAAGAUGUCGUAAAUACUAUCAAAACGCUUGCCGAUAAAAGAAUUCUAAAGGGGUUUCUGUUACGCAGGCUCUCCACAUUGAUAACUGAUAAUUUGGAUCAGUUUUCAAAACAGCAGUUAUCUUUAUCUCUUCUGGGACUUGCUGAGUGUAAAUUUCUUACGCACGCUUGCUUCAUGGAUGUAUUUAGUUCACUCAGGCCGCAACUGAAUGAAUUAAACGUUUCCCAAAAAAUUCUGGUGGCGUAUGCAGGUUGCUUUGCAAAUAUUGACCCUAAUAAUAAAAAUAUGCUCGAUUUGGUAAAAUCCAUAGAUUCCACCAUACACCUGGACUCUCUGGCAGCAAAAUAUAUUUAUUCUUGUGCUUACUACAAGCAUUAUGAGCAUACUCUUCAAGAAACUUUAGAUAAAAUUUUGUCGAAGGAGUUAAGAUUACAAACAAGAGAAUCCCUUUUGCUCAAGGAGGCAAUAGAUGCAAUUUCCAAUGAUACGGAUUCGAUAACGGUUACAAUAACCAACUCCGUGGAAAAUUGGUUUGAUAGAUGCGAGGAUUUUAAAAUGAAAUUACUUGAGGGAAACCGAAUGUUCAGCGAUGUUAAAAAGAUUCUAAGUGACUCUGACCUUCAUUUUGAGCCACUCCAAAGGGUUGGACCUGUUUUGGUAGACCUGGUAGAUCAUGAAAAUAAAAGAUGUAUAAUGGUUGAGGUUCCCAUAAUUUACAAUGAUCAUACUUUAAAUACGAGACUCCUCGGGAAAUUGGGAUAUCGUUGCCACGUGGUAAGAUAUUGGGGCUGGAGACAAGCCUCAAGCCAGAGGGAGGAACUAUGCUGUGUUUUCAGGCUAUUCGAUCGGAAUCGCGAGGGAAAACUUUCUCUUACACAAUUUAAGCAGAUGUUACAAGCAAUUGGUAUAUAUCUAACAAAACAAGAGCUAGAAUUCCUGGAAUAUGAGGGACAUAUAAGAGGCGGAUUCAGUUUGCAGGAUCUUUAUGCCAUAGGAGAAGUUUUCUAUAAUGAUACAGUGAUAAAGGAAAAAGUAAAGCAGUCCCUGAGGAGCCAUUUUCCAGGUUCUACAAAAAUAAGCAAAGAAACGUUGGAAAGGCUACUCAUUACUUUAGGAGCACAACUAAGGGUUGGAAGGUCCGAAGUUCAGCAAUUUCUAAAGUUUUACGUUGGAGAUGGCAGAGAGGAUAUGGAUUUCGACAGAUUUAUAGAACUAGUAUUAUCGGAGUGA
Molecule: messenger RNA, 1836 nt
Organism: Theileria equi strain WA
Lineage: Eukaryota; Apicomplexa; Aconoidasida; Piroplasmida; Theileriidae
Exons: 9
Coding region: 1-1836 (611 amino acids)
Molecular function (GO): calcium ion binding
Source: RefSeq, a predicted model, not a curated record